GAAACCACCAAGUUACAUUGCGCUCCAGGCUUCCACUCGUAGGAAGCAAAAUAAUUUCGCCAUGGACUCGUUUAAAUUGCUCAAGCGCCGGACCACGGAGCUGUUCCACUCGCUGGAACAAUCACUGCCGUCCUUGGGCAGCCACGGAAGCAACGCGAUGAAAGCGACGUGGGAGAAGAUCCAAGUCCCGCCGCUCCCGCGGUCCUCGCACUCGGCCGACAUCGUCGCCGGCACCCUCUAUAUCUUUGGUGGAGAAGUCGAGCCCCGUCGUCCCGUAGACAACGACAUGCAUGCCAUCACUCUGCCCUCGAGCGGCGCCCAGGCCGAUUACUACGCCAUCAAGGCCAAACCGGCCAAGCCCUCUGCUCCUACCGAGAAGCUCGCCGGCAAAUCCCCCGCCCGCCUCGACCUCCCCGACGUCCCCGCCCCGCGCGUCGGCCACGCCACCGCCGUAAUCGGGCACAGGAUCUUCAUGUUUGGCGGCCGCGGCGGGCCAGACAUGACAGCCCUCGACGAAGGCGGUCGCGUCUGGGUCUUCGACACGCGCACGCACCUCUGGUCCUCCCUCGACCCACUCCCCGCCGCAGCCGGCCUGCCCGACAUCCCCCGCCCGGCGCCCCGAAGCUACCAUUCCGCUGUAGCCAUCCCGAAACCAGACACCUUCGGCUCCCGAUCCGCCCCUACCCACCACCCGAGCCAAAACAAAAACAACAACUCAGCCGAGGCCUGGCGCGAUUGGGCCCUUGGCGCCAACCGCGGAACAGCCGAGCUCGGCACCCCGCAGCGACCAAUUGUCGGUGUGCUCGCCGAGCGCGCAACUGACGCAGACAGCGACGGCUACGGCACCUUCAUCAUCCACGGCGGCUGCCUCUCGGGCAGCCCCGCGCGCGCGUCUGACGUGUGGGCGUUUGACGUGCGCUCGCGGGUCUGGCAGCGCCUGCCCGACGCCCCCGGCGCUCCGCGCGGCGGCACGGCGCUGGCGCUCAGUCGCGGCCGGCUGUACCGGUUUGGGGGGUUCAAUGGCGAGACGCAGGAAGGGGGCCAGCUGGAUUUCCUUGAGUUGGGGGUCGACAUGUUUGAUGACCAGGUCAUUGGCGGCGUGGAGGCGGUGCUGUGCGCGAGAGGGGGUGGUUGGAAGAGCGUCUUGUUCGGCAAGGAGGAUGUUGGGUACAAGGAGGUCGACCCCGCGGCCAAGCCGCUUGAUUUACAUGAUACUGAGGAAUGGCCCGGGAACCGGAGCGUGUGCGGGCUGGAGGCGGUCACGGUUGGCGGCGGGCGCGAGUAUCUGGUGCUGAUGUUUGGGGAGCGCGAGGCGUCCGGGGUGGGGCACGCAGGCGCGGGCAGGUUCUGGGACGACGUGUGGGCUUUCCAGGUGCCCGCCCAGGGCAUGUCGCUGGCGAGCGUCGCCGAUACGGCGUUUUCGGUCGUCGGCAAGAAGAGUGGCGAGGGGAGCUGGACGAGAGUGCAGAUGGGACCGCACGAUGACGAGGACGAUGCGUCGGCGGAGGGGCCCGGGCCGAGGGGAUGGACUGCCACGGCCCCGAUGGGGGAGCUUGAGGAGAAUGGAAUUGUCGUUUUCGGUGGUCUGAAUGAGGGCAACCAGCGGCUGGGGGAUGGCUGGAUUCUGAGACUUGGCUGA
This is a messenger RNA of Parathielavia appendiculata, 1639 nucleotides long. RefSeq names its product galactose oxidase. Gene Ontology annotation, molecular function: protein binding. Lineage: Eukaryota; Fungi; Ascomycota; Sordariomycetes; Sordariales; Chaetomiaceae. Bases 62 to 1639 code for a protein of 525 amino acids. The transcript is spliced from 2 exons. The record is from RefSeq and is a predicted model, not a curated record.